Molecule: messenger RNA, 3990 nt
Organism: Toxoplasma gondii ME49
Lineage: Eukaryota; Apicomplexa; Conoidasida; Eucoccidiorida; Sarcocystidae
Product: 50S ribosomal protein L12, putative
Exons: 1
Coding region: 740-2296 (518 amino acids)
Biological process (GO): translation
Cellular component (GO): ribosome
Molecular function (GO): structural constituent of ribosome
Source: RefSeq, a predicted model, not a curated record
CGGGUUUCCUUUUCCCUGAAUUUGAACUAAACAGUGGGUUGGAGACACUCGAAUCUUCCAUGCUCCGUCCUGUGUCGGUUCUUGCUAACUCCAUUUGAUGCGCUGUCUUCAGCCAACAGUCUGCAUGCAGCGGCUUUGUGCCCCGAGACGCAAUGUUCCUCCGUUGGUGUCGGUUCUUGCAAUCGUUUUGAGUUUUUUGCACGUUUUCCCUCCUGCAUGUCUCACGGGCGGAUUUUCUGCGCUGAAACCGUUGGCCUGGCAAAACAGAGACAAGGACGAGGCACUGCUAAGGUGUGCAUCUUGAAACUCCGAUUUCUCAGACCCGUACACACUGACGCUGGGGAAAUGGACCUUUCCUCGUGCUGGGUUUGACUCUCUCAUACAUGUCGCGCCUUUUUCUUUUUGUUUGGAGAGGAUGAUACCCUCAGGAAACGCCCUCUCUCUUCUCGUGGAACUGAUUUUUCCUUCCAGUGAACCGGUUUUCCAUUCGAAGUGACCGCUUUCUUGCCUCGAGGCAUGCGGCAACAUGCAUUUCUCUGCUGGAAGUGGAAAAGUUCGAUGGGGCACGGUGCGGGACAGCUUUCUCGGUGCGGACUCCCCAGUCCUUCUUCCGCUCCUUCUCAUCAACUCAUUAGGCGAUUUUCUUGAGGCAGGCGCCCUUCUGUAACCCUGCGUUCGCUCGUCUCCUUCCCGCUAUUGAGACUGGCUCUCCGACAGUCUGUUUCACCGAGUGCCAAGAAUGCCCUCUCUCUCUCCAGACUUCGCGCCUUCUGGCGCUUCUCGGAUGGCUCCCACUACGGACAGCCGUCUGUCCUCCCGCUCUCUCUGGUCGGACUUUGUUGUUUUCUCUUCUUGUCCGCGACCCAACAAGAAGCCGAAGCCGAUAGCUCGGCCUCACAAGACUGCUCCCAUCUCUUGUGGUUUCCAUGGCAAGAAGGGGGAGGUGCAGAGAGCCUCAGCUGUAGAGGCCUCCUGGUUUCGUCGCCGAAAAGGAACUCUCCUAACUGGUCUCAGGCUCUGUCUGCUUCUUUCUUUGUUUCUGGGACCUCCCACCGCUGUUGACCCCUCCUCUGCACUUCCCGUUUAUUUACAUUGUUUCGCUCGUCAGAUUUCACCUGCAGGACUACAGCCCCAGACUUUGUCUCUUCUGUCUUCUUUUUCCUCCUUUCUCCCUUCCACAGGUGUGGCUUCCCCGUCCGAGAGACAGUCGCAGAGCAGCGUUCCGCCGCUGUUCUUUGUCGACGCCUCGGAGGAUGUCUCUCUUUUUUCACCUCCGAAUGCUUCGGUUUCCCCUGUUUCGUAUUCACACUGGAGUCCUUCUUUUCGUCCUCUUGCCCCAGCUGUCUCUCAACACAAGUCCUUCUUUUCUCCACUUUUCUCUUUUCUCUCCGGCACUCGAAACUCGGCUCGCGCUGCCACGGAGCGUCAAGAGAACCGGGAACUGCCUCUUCUCUUCAACGCUUCUUCCUCAAGGCUGUCUGUCUCCUCAGUGUAUCGGCGUUCUCCAGCUUUUGCUUGCGCCGCUGUUUUUCCGGAUGAAAACGGCUCUCGCCUUCUCUCUGUGUCUCUUCGUCCCCCGCGCACACUCUGCGCUGCUGGAUUCAUGCCCUCGAGAGAGCGACAAGACGCGCGUCCGUUAGACUCGUCCGACUGCCGCCGUUUGUCGAGCGUUUUUUUCUCGAGGGCUCCGCUUCCCGUCGUUGUCUCUUCUUCACCGUCGCGGAUGCAGCAACUUCUCUCCUUUGCUUUUCCUCCGUCUUCGCCUCCCGCUUGUUACUCCGCCGUCUCUCUGGCCUCUCCGGCGUCGUCGUCCUUCUUUGCACCUUCUCCUCGCCACCCUUCCCUCUCUGCGCUUGCUGCAGAACCGCCCGGGUCCGUACCUCAGGCUGCUUCGCCGCGCGCGCAAGCUGUGUUAGAGGAAAUAAAGAAACUCACUCUGGUCGAAGCAGCUGAACUUGUCUCUCUCAUCGAGACGACUUUCGGCGUUUCUGCGCGGCUGCCUGUCGCAGGGCCAGGGGCGAGUUCAGCGGCUGCUGAAGCAGAGGAGAAGGACAACGCGGACGCUCCUGCUCCAGAGAAAACACAGUUCGAUGUCGUCAUCAAAGCUGUUCCGCUCGAGAAGCGCAUUGCUGUCAUCAAGACGCUCAGAACAGUGCGAACAGAUCUUGGGCUGAAAGAAGCCAAGGCGGUGAUCGAUGCCUUGCCGAACACAAUCCUCAAACAAGUCGACAAAGGCAAAGCCGAGGAAGUCCGGAAAACGCUCGCAGAUGCCGGCGCAGAAAUCGCGAUUGAAUAGUAGAGCCGGCAGAGAACAGACGCCCGCGAGAGGAAGCAGAGAGGGUACACCGGGAGUUGAUUUCUGUGUUUUCAGGACAGAACGCGGAUUGGGCUUGUGAAGGCAGUCGACGGAGAACGGGGCUAUCUGGUGCGAGGACUCGACGCCACUAGAAAGUUUUGAGAGCACGUAUGCGAGGCGGAGGAGACAGACAAAAGAAUGAUCAGAGGCAGAGGAAACCGGGAGGAAGGAUACAGUGGGCAGAAGGCGAUUCGGGGGAAGAGGGAAGGUAGAAAAGAACGCGAGCGACUCUGAAGAAGAAACGAGUCAAAAGUCGAAAAAUAGUGGAGGGGGGAGCCGCUGGGGAGCAUGCUAGGAAAGGACCGCAGGAGAGAUGAGGUCGGGGUAUGAACACAGCUGGGAGAGAGAAGAAAAGGACGACGAAUGCGAUUUGAAUGCUCGGCUGUCGGCAAAUGCAGACGCGCCUUUCAAGUCUCCGUGUCGACUUCAUCUCCGUCUAACAUGCCUAUGUUUCUGUUCGUAUCGGCAUCGCUGUUCAAGAUCUGGGUGUGAUCAAUCAUCGGCUGUGAACCUCACGUUUGUAUCUUCACUCGACGUAUCGGCAUUCCCAGAGGACUUCGCUGUGUCUACCGCUGAUUCGAAUGCCCGUAUGUGCCCUCACUUCCUGGUCUCUAUAACUCUACACUGCAAGCCCAUCCGAAGAUGCGUUUAUCGUUUCUGUCCCCCACACGACUACGCCAAGAUAGGGUCGCACCGUGUUUCUUGUCUUGAAUUUAAUCUCUGUAAACAAGUAAGAUCGUCGAACGUAACAGUGUGCUUCUGAGCGCGACGAGGGAAAGCCCCAAAACAAGGACACCUUGUCACUCGCGUUCACAGCGAGAGCUUCCCUUCAACGACUACUCUUCUAUGCGAGAAUGAACAGUACUACGCAACUGGGCGGCUCCAUCUCUGAGGCCUUCGCCUUGAUCGCUGUCUGUGAAUUGAGAAGUCCUAUCUUUGCAGAAUCGAAGACGAAAAGUCUCGAGAAGUGACAGACACAAGGCGCACUGUCGUCUGCGCUCCAGGACAGAGCAGGAGACACGUUUUUCUGUGUUUUGGUAAAAACUCAGAACGAGAACAAAGAACGUGCAUAUGGCAUUUCUCAAGUACAGAAUUCGUCUCAGCAUUGGUUUCCUAAAACUCUGUCCUGUCGAUGAGCUAUAACGACAGCAAGCGCGCUUCCAGGGAGGCCCCAACGUUCUCAGAAGGAAGGGAACUGAAGGAGCUCUCGUAGCCGCACGCAGGGAAGCGAUCCGAAAAGUAAUCGAAAUGCCCGUUCUAAAGAAGUGAAGAGAAACGACUGCAGAUAAAGUCUGUCUGACUCAUAGGCAAUCUUACGUCGAGGCGUUUAGUUUUCAUUCUCUCCUUUUUUGUCUCUCCGUUUCUUCUUGCUCGCCACACCCCGCAGCCCCACCUGCGCUAAAAAAGGUGUUCGUGUGCCAGUUGUUAAUGCCGAAUUUCUCUAUGUUUCCAUUUCAACGCGAAUUCCCCUCGACGCUUCUUUGCUCUGACGAGAAACGUGGACAACGCUUUCUUUUCCUCGUUUCUUCGAGACAUGCACUGAGCAAAACAACGCUUCUCCCCUGAACGGUGCAGAACGACCGUUCUCAGUUGCCCUUGGUCUUCCACGCACCAAGUGUAUACAUACAACGAAC